ACUGGUGCUGAACCCCGCCGCGCGCGCUUUGAAUUUCCCAGCCGCUAAGCGCCUCUCCUGGUCGGUGUCCCAGGCAGAAAGGUGCAGAGACCCAUCUGACGCAGGACUCCAGGUAGACAAGCUCCAGCAGAGAGUGGCCAGAUGUGGUGCCUGGAGCGACUCCGCUUGGGUCCUGAGUGCCUUCGGGGGAGCGGAGACUGGCUUCUCCCGGGUCGGGCCCGCGGAGCCCAGUCUCGCACCACCGCCGCGUGCGCAAAUGUGCUCACUCCGGACCGCAUCCCCGAGUUCUGCAUCCCGCCGCGGCUCAUGCCCCGCCUGGCCUUGGCUGCGCUCCGGAAUUCUUGGGUCGAAGAAGCAGGGAUGGACGAGGGCGCCGGCCGCACAGACUGGGACCCGCGCUCUCAGGCAGCGCUGUCACUGCCGCACCUGCCCCGCGUGCGCACCGCCUACGGCUUCUGCGCGCUGCUCGAGAGCCCGCACACGCGCCGCAAGGAGUCGCUCCUGCUCGGGGGCCCGCCCGCGCCCCGGCCCCGGGCCCACACAUACGGCGGCGGCGGCGGCCCGGACGCCCUCCUGGGGACCCUGCGCGUCCCGCGAGCUCCGGGCCCGGCGACCCCCGCGGCCCCCGGCUGUCCCCGCCCACCCCAGGACGCGCUCGCCCGGCGGCCCCGCGGCUGCAGCCUCCUGCGCGUCCCCGACGGGCUGCUGAGCCGCGCGCUGCGGGCUGGGAGGAGUCGCCGCCUGGCCCGCGUCCGCUCCGUCUCCAGCGGGAACGAGGACGAGGAGCGCCGCGCGGGCUCCCAGUCCCCGGCCCGGGCCCCCUCCGCGAGCCCGCCGUCAUCCAGGGCCCCGCUUCCUGAGCGCCUGGAGGCCGAGGGCACCGUGGCUCUGGGCCGCGCCGGCGACGCCCUGCGCCUGGCCGCCGAGUACUGUCCGGGAACCGGGCGUCUCCGCCUCCGGCUGCUCCGCGCCGAGAGCCCGGCCGGAGGCGGCCCCGGGCCCCGCGCCGUCCGCUGUCGCCUCAGCCUCGUCCUGCGGCCGCCGGGCACCGCGCGUCGGCAAUGCAGCGCUGUGGUGGGGCGCAGACGCAAGGCUUCCUUUGACCAGGAUUUCUGCUUCGACGGCCUCUCGGAGGACGAAGUGCGCCGCCUGGCCGUUCGAGUCAAGGCCCGGGACGAGGGCCGCGGCCGGGAGCGGGGCCGCCUGCUGGGCCAGGGUGAGCUGUCCCUGGGCGCCCUCCUGCUGCUCUGAGGGCCCAGCCCUCCCCGGGGCGCUCUGCCCGGGGGACUCCGGACACUGACAGCCGCGUGGUACAAAAUAAACGUGUAUUUGUUGUUCUCA
Molecule: messenger RNA, 1341 nt
Organism: Pan troglodytes (chimpanzee)
Lineage: Eukaryota; Metazoa; Chordata; Mammalia; Primates; Hominidae
Gene: C2CD4A
Product: C2 calcium dependent domain containing 4A
Exons: 2
Coding region: 142-1251 (369 amino acids)
Source: RefSeq, a predicted model, not a curated record